Messenger RNA from Enhydra lutris kenyoni (northern sea otter), 3743 nucleotides. It is a transcript of the gene OPRK1, whose product is annotated as opioid receptor kappa 1. The transcript is spliced from 3 exons. Gene Ontology annotation, biological process: sensory perception of pain; neuropeptide signaling pathway; G protein-coupled opioid receptor signaling pathway. Lineage: Eukaryota; Metazoa; Chordata; Mammalia; Carnivora; Mustelidae. Gene Ontology annotation, molecular function: neuropeptide binding; dynorphin receptor activity. The record is from RefSeq and is a predicted model, not a curated record. Gene Ontology annotation, cellular component: membrane; neuron projection. The coding region runs from base 1 to 1140 and encodes 379 amino acids.
AUGGAGUCCCCGGUCCAGAUCUUCCGCGGGGAGCCGAGCCCCACCUGCUCCCCGAGCACCUGCCUGCUCCCAAACGGCAGCUGGCUGCCUGACUGGGCCGAGGCGGACCGCAACAGCAGCGGGGGCUCCGAGGGCGCGCAGCUGGAGUCCGCGCACAUCUCUCCCGCCAUCCCAGUCAUCAUCACGGCGGUCUACUCGGUGGUGUUCGUGGUGGGAUUGGUGGGCAACUCUCUGGUCAUGUUCGUGAUCAUCCGAUACACAAAGAUGAAGACAGCAACCAACAUUUAUAUAUUUAACCUGGCGUUGGCAGAUGCUUUGGUUACUACAACCAUGCCCUUCCAGAGCACAGUCUAUCUGAUGAAUUCGUGGCCAUUUGGGGAUGUGCUGUGCAAGAUAGUCAUUUCCAUUGACUACUAUAACAUGUUUACCAGCAUAUUCACCUUGACCAUGAUGAGUGUGGACCGAUACAUUGCUGUGUGCCACCCUGUCAAAGCUUUAGACUUCCGCACCCCCAUGAAAGCAAAGAUCAUUAACAUCUGUAUUUGGCUCUUAUCAUCGUCUGUUGGCAUAUCUGCGAUAGUCCUUGGAGGGACCAAAGUCAGGGAAGAUGUGGAUGUCAUUGAGUGCUCCUUGCAGUUCCCAGAUGAUGAUUACUCCUGGUGGGACCUCUUCAUGAAGAUCUGUGUCUUCGUCUUUGCCUUUGUGAUCCCUGUCAUCAUCAUCAUCAUCUGCUACACCCUGAUGAUCCUGCGUUUGAAGAGUGUCCGACUCCUUUCUGGCUCCAGAGAGAAAGAUCGCAACCUCCGUCGGAUCACCAGGCUGGUUCUGGUGGUGGUGGCGGUCUUUAUCAUCUGUUGGACCCCCAUUCACAUUUUCAUCCUUGUGGAGGCUCUGGGGAAUGCUUCUCAUAGCACAGCUGCCCUUUCCAGCUAUUAUUUCUGCAUUGCCUUAGGUUAUACUAACAGCAGCCUGAACCCCAUUCUCUAUGCCUUUCUUGAUGAAAACUUCAAGCGAUGUUUCAGAGACUUCUGCUUUCCAAUUAAGAUGAGGAUGGAGCGACAGAGCACUAGUAGAGUCAGAAAUACAGUUCAGGAUCCUACUUACAUGAGGGAUGUUGAUGGGAUAAAUAAACCAGUAUGACUAGUCAUGGAGAUGUCUUCUUACAGUUCUUCAGGAAGAGAAGAGUUUAAUGAUCUCGGGUUAACUCAGAUUAGUACUGAAGUCUGAGAUGGAAAGGUAGAAUUUUUAACAAACUUUUAGAAAUCUCAUGGUCUGAAGUUGUAAGAUGCAGGCUGGGUUGGCCACUCAGGUCUGUGGAAGUAUCAAAGCUGUAGGGAUGGAGUAUAAAGGAUUUGAGUAAGCAAAUUCAGCCUCUUUAUAAGGCAAGGAAGCAAGGCUGACUCUCAGUUCCUUUGAUGAACAAAGAAAUAAGCCUUUUUCUUCUGAUUACCUAGAUUUAGUCCAGGACCCAUCUGCUGUGGCCUUUCUGUGCAGUGUGGUUCCAAAAGCUCUGUUUAGAAAAAAGGACAAGGAAAAAUUAUUGGUUUCAGAGCUUAGUGGAUGACCUAUCCAGAUGCUUUACAUUGACAACAACAACCUGAAAAAAACAAGAACCAUUUCCAGGACAUGUGCCUAGCUCACUUUAUGCUAUGUGGACACACAUUUCAUGUGGCUGUGUAGUGAUGACUCUGGCUUAAGUAUGGCUUGGACCCACACCUGAGGUGUCUGAUGUUCAUGUAUAAUAGGAAAUUAUCUUGAUAUUUAUGAAGUUAUUUAACAUGCAAAAGGUGAUUUCCAACAUAGUUUAAUUUCUUAAAAGGCACAGUUCGUUUCGCAGCAUGCUAUUCAGAUAAAUAAUUUCAUGAUAAAGCAUGUCCUGAUGUCAAGAAAUACAAAGUGGUUUAAAUACCACUGAAGUAUAUAUAUUUCAUCUGUAAUUAAUAGUAUACAUGCUAAUAAGGGCUGGGCUUGCCCCCCAGUCAGGCACUUUCCUGAGGACAUACUCACAAUAUCCCCUGAGUUAUUAACAAUAGAUAUGGAGACAUUUUGUGGCAACAGGAGCUUCACUCUGGGAAUUGGUCAGACACCGUCUUUGUCAGACGCCAUCUUUUUCAGACCCUUGAGCACCAUUUAGGCAAUUCAGUGGUGCUUAUAACUCAUGUGUUAAACAAACACAAAAUAUUUUACUCAUUCCCAGGUUGUUGACUUGACAGAAUCCAAUUUAUAUGCAACAUCUCCUCAUGAAUAUAUAGCUUUACCAAACGUUCUUUAUCUGUGGUGGGAGGGCAUUUUGCUCAUGUUAAUCUUGGGCUAGGAUUUUGUGGUUUUUGGCAGGAAGUAGAAAUGUUCCUAAUUGCGGGCUGAACAAGGACAUUAUGUCACCUGUGGUGCUUGGCCAUACCUUGCACUGUGUUCUGUGAAGAACAUACCAGCUGAGGAUAAUGCUAUGAGAGCACAUUUAGGAUAAUUUUGCUAAAACUUCCAGAUGAUAUAUUAAUUCCCUCAUCUUUCCCCUGAAAGUUAUGAUUUCAAAGGUAAUGGCUUUUUCUAUAAUUUGCCUGGGGAGAAGAAAGGGAUAAUUUAGAAAUAACCCCUGUCUCUUCUCUUCCUUAAUCUUAUAUGUUAUUAGGGCAGCACCUCCUGGAAUUUAAUGGGAAAAUCAAAUUUAUAGUCCUACAUACUCAUAGACAUCAUUACAUCUAUAAUUUCUGUUCACUGUGUACUUUCUGUCUUGUGUAUAUACUCCUUUUGGAAGCAAACCUUGCACUGAAGGCUUUAUAUGUGGCUAUUGAUGAUACUUGUCUAUAUUCCAGAUUUUCAUGGCAUCUGACAGAUGACUUAAGGCCAAAAGGCAAAGUUCUUCCAAAUGAACCCACAGUGCUCUUUGAGCAUUUCUUAAAUUUCACUUGUUUUCUUUGGUGUCCUUGUAUUCUUACAACUAAAUGUAGAUAGGAAUGGCUUAAAUAUUGGUUGGCAUUUACCCCAUGGUUAAAAAUCUUGGCUACCAUAUAGAAGGGAUAUUUAUGCAGAGAGCAGUUUCAGGAACAAGCCCUACUGAUGGGAGAAAUAUACAAAUCUCUUUAUGGAACAGUAAGACCCAGGGGAUUUUCUUGAAGGAUUCUUACACAGUGCAAAAAUAUACAUUCAUGGAAUAAAAUUAUAGUAACUAUAGUAAUCGUUUCUCUUUCACUUAGCACCCCACGUGCCCUUAUGGCAUCUGUUGCCAUUAUUAGAGUCUGAACUUUAACCAGAUUAUCCUGCAUGUCUUUAUACCUAAGUUUGCAGCUCAUGGAGAGAGAGAAGUAGCUCUGAGUGCCCAUGAGAGAUGUUCUAAGUUCUCUAUUAUUGUGGGCACCAAUUACCCCAAACGGGAAGAAGAGAGAGAGGCUUUGUCAUUUUAGGGCACCAUUUUAAAGAAUGAAAAAGUGAGUCAUCCAUGUUAAAGAAAAUACCAUUUACACAAAAAUAUUCAUUUGUCAAAAGUGUGUAUGUGGGCAUGCAUGUGCAAGUAAGUGAGUGUAUAUGUCGGUGUGCUCAUGUGAUCAUGUGAGCAUACGUGAAAGUGUCAAUAUAUGUCUUUCUGUGUGUGCAUUGUGGGUGUGCAUAGCUGCAUGUGUGGAUAUAUGUGUGUGAUUGUGUAAGUAUGCACAUGUGAGUGUACAUGUUUGUGCAUGUAUUCAUGAGUAUAUGUGUUUUUGUGUAUGUGAUUUUGUGUGCAUGCGUUUGUGAGUGUGAGUGCAUGU